Molecule: messenger RNA, 683 nt
Organism: Cyprinodon tularosa
Lineage: Eukaryota; Metazoa; Chordata; Actinopteri; Cyprinodontiformes; Cyprinodontidae
Product: histone H3
Exons: 1
Coding region: 182-592 (136 amino acids)
Cellular component (GO): nucleosome
Molecular function (GO): structural constituent of chromatin; protein heterodimerization activity; DNA binding
Source: RefSeq, a predicted model, not a curated record
GUCCGUUAGUCAUUUCGCGCCUUCUUUUAAAAUUUCUGACUUAACCAAUCGCUGAGUUAAGAUGGUGGUACCACGUGCUCAAUUUGGUCCAAUCAGCAGCCUUCUCCCGUCACAGGACUAUUUAUAAAGCCGCAUUUUUCCUCAGACCUUCAUUCGCAUAGUGUGAAGCAAACAUUUCGUGAUGGCAAGAACCAAGCAGACCGCCCGCAAAUCCACCGGAGGAAAGGCUCCCAGGAAGCAGCUGGCUACCAAGGCUGCCCGGAAGAGCGCCCCGGCUACCGGCGGCGUCAAGAAGCCUCACCGUUACAGGCCCGGUACCGUGGCUCUCCGAGAGAUCCGCCGCUACCAGAAAUCCACCGAGCUGCUUAUCCGCAAGCUGCCCUUCCAGCGCCUGGUCCGGGAGAUCGCUCAGGACUUUAAGACCGACCUGCGCUUCCAGAGCUCCGCCGUCAUGGCUCUGCAGGAGGCCAGCGAGGCUUACCUGGUCGGUCUCUUCGAGGACACCAACCUGUGCGCCAUCCACGCCAAGAGGGUCACCAUCAUGCCCAAAGACAUCCAGCUGGCCCGCCGCAUCCGCGGAGAGAGAGCUUAGAUUACGGCUCCAGCUGCUCCAACAAAACAACGGCUCUUUUAAGAGCCAACUAACUACUCUAGAGCAAAAUCCACUGAAUUAUAAAUUAAUA